CUGGCGGCAGGUGAGAGAGACGAGCUGACAUCUUCCUUGAGCAGGGAUCACCGUCAUGGUCGUCUGUGCCGUAACACCCGCUUUGGUCCUGGUUCUGGCCGUGUGCGCGCUGUGUUGGGAGAACCUGCCUGCCAUCCCAGCGGGGCGCCGUGCGGAGUACUACUUGCUGCAAGGCGACGGCGCCUACAGGUACGGGUAUGACACGGGGGAAGGCCAGAGCGCGGUAGCCAGUGCCGACCAGAGCAACCAGGUGCAGGGCCAGUACUCCUAUGUAGACAGCACGGGGAAGAGGGUCAGCCUUGCCUACACAGCCGGGAACUCUGGGUUCUUACCUCAGCUGGAGGGUGGAGCGACAGCUGCCGGUCGAGUGGGGGUAUCAGGUCCAAGGUCCCGGAACAGCCUCGCAAGUUCCCAGAGCGCCUUCGCGAGCGGUGGCUUUGCCGCCGAUGGAAGACUGGCUGACGAAAACUACGACGACAAUGCAGAUGCCUCCUACUCAUUUUCCAUCGACACUGACAGCUACAAACGUGCUGAGUCCUCCGACGCUAGAGGCAACAUCCGCGGUCAGUACUCAUACAGCAGCCGGGAAGGUGGGAGCCACGGUGUGAGCUACAUCGCAGGAGAGGGCACCGGCUUUGUCGUCACCAGCAGUGACAGUGCUGCAGAUAUCGGUUCCGUUUCGCACAACGCGUACGUCCCUCCCGCUUCGUCAGCCUAUUCUAGAGGGCCAGCAGCUGAUACCAGCAGCAAACUAAACAACGACGGGUCCUAUUCAUUCUCCUUCAGCACAAAUGAUCAGUCUCGGGAAGAAUCAGCCGAUUCUCAGAAUAACGUGAGAGGCAGCUACUCGUUCAAAGCAAAGGACGACGGACGCAUUCGACAUGUAGACUAUGCAGCCGGUUCUGCCACAGGCUUUGUUGCCACAGGAAGUCAUCUUCCAGCUCCUUCAAGAAGUACAGCGUCGUUCCGAUAUCCAUCUCAAGGUCAGUCGAGACCCGCGUCUUUCGGCCAAUCAAGUUCUUCGUCUUUUAGCCAGCCAGGACUUUCGUCUUAUUCAACAGGGGAUGGCAUAUACUCUGCAGGAGAUGGGAAGGUAUCCACAACUAAAGACGCCUCUUCAGUGGGAUUAACUUCAGGCAAGUCUACAUCGUCCGGUUCUUUCUCCCAGACGCCAGUAGGUGAAAGUUCAACGUCAACUGGACUCCAGAAAGAUGGUUCUUAUUCGUUCUCAUAUAAUGCCGGUGACCACAGCCGCCAAGAGUCGGGCGAUGCUCAGAACAAUGUCAGAGGAUCUUACUCCUUCGUAGCUAAGGAUGACGGCCAGGCUAGGCAUAUAGAAUACGAGGCGGGUGCUGCAACUGGUUUCAUUGCCAAGGGGAAUCAUCUGCCUGUGGCUGUAUCUCCUUCUGACACUGGAGGUAGUUACUAUUCUUUUUCUUCACAUCCUUCGGUCAGUUCUUAUUCUGCUGGUGUUCAUGCUCCAGGUUCAUUUGCAGAAGCACGGCACAACAUCCAAGAUCAAAGACGCCAAGAAUCAGGUGACACUAAAAACAAUGUAAACGGAAUCUUCACCUUUAGAUCGAAGGAUAAUGAACAGACACGCCGUGUGGGCUACGAAGCUGAAGCAGGUACUGGGUUUAUUGCUAAAGGGCCACAUAUUCCAGUAGGUCCAUCAGUAACUUCCACAAGCCAGGACGCUACAGGAAUAAGAUACAGCCAUCCAUUUGCCUCAAACCCAUAUGCCGGUUCUAGUAAUGUUCAGGCUCAAAAGGCUUCUGGUGGCUCCUACUCUUUCUCAUAUAAUGCCGGGGAUCAUUCUCGUGCAGAAACAUCUGAUGACCGGGGCAAUGUACGAGGAAGAUACUCUUUUAUUGCUAAAGACGACGGUAGGACGCGGGAAAUAGUUUACGAAGCCGGUGCUGAGAAAGGUUUCAUCGCUAAAGGGUCUCACAUACCAGUAUCAGGCUACGCUAGUACAGUCAGUGGCGCUUCUGAUCAUCAGUUAUCGUCAGCAGUAGGUUCAUUUGGAUCAACCAGUAGUGCUUUUAUUCAUCGGGCAUCGUCAGCUUCCUAUGAAGUUGCCGAAGAUGGCUCUCAGAACGAUCAGAGCAGUGGAGAUGCUUCUUAUUCCUACAGCUACCAGACUGAUAGCAGUAGUAAAGAGGAGAGCUCAGAUGCGCAGGGAAAUGUUGUGGGGAGCUUCUCGUUCCUAGGAGGUGAUGGUGUUAUCAGGAACGUCCAUUACACUUCCAGGGGUAAUGAAGGUUUCAUAGUUUCAGGUGAGAACAUUCCCAAAGGUGGGAGUGGUAACGCAGCUGAAACAAGUGCGGCAUUCGGUGCAUCCAGCGUUCUCUCUGCAGAUGCCAGAUCCUCACGAACGAGACCGCAAGAUGUGGGCCCUGCUACUUUCCAUCUUAAAAAAUUCUUGCCUCCGGAGAGUCCAAGAAAGUUUGGUUACAUCUUCGACACAAAAGUCUGAAGUGACGACUCUACCACUGUGUCCUUACAGCGUUGUGUGUCAGAUAUUCUGAUCUUUCCCAUACUUUGUUACAAUUUAAAAUGAAAGUUCUAUUAGCGUCAGUUAUGUGAUAUAGGUUGUCAAAUUACUUCAUGUAGAGCUGAAAUGAUCUUAUGUAUUGAAAGUAAAGUCGUAGGAAAUAUGAUAUGGUAACAUGAACGAAACAUUUAGGGUGAGGGCACACCAAGGAAACUGGCAAAUGCAACGCAACCGCAAUU
Messenger RNA from Cryptotermes secundus, 2736 nucleotides. RefSeq lists its product as uncharacterized. Lineage: Eukaryota; Metazoa; Arthropoda; Insecta; Blattodea; Kalotermitidae. Gene Ontology annotation, molecular function: structural constituent of chitin-based larval cuticle. The coding region runs from base 56 to 2479 and encodes 807 amino acids. The transcript is spliced from 3 exons. Gene Ontology annotation, cellular component: chitin-based extracellular matrix. The record is from RefSeq and is a predicted model, not a curated record.